UUUUAUUUUGAAGCCGGAACUGAUCAAGUAUCUGACUGGAGCGAUACUCGGAGCCGACAUGCACACACGUGGAUAAUGGACGUCAGCAAAACAGGACUCUAACGACAGCUCGACACACAGCCGUCUGCAUCUUGCAGAACCACCGGAGCGGAGAUGAAGGGGAAAGAGAAGCAGCAGCAGCGAGAGCUCGCGGCCUCGAAGAAGAAGAGUAUGGCAGCAAGCAGCAGUGACGACGAAGAUUCUGACGUGGAGAGGAACUUUGCUCUGCUCACUAAAAGAGGAGGAGGAGCUGAGGAGGCGUACCAUGGAGAAGAGGAAGAGGAGGAAUUCAGUGAUGAUGACGAAGAAGAGGAAGACGAGGAGGAGGGAUCGGAUGUUGGUGAGGAAGAGUCUGAUGGUGGUGAAGAGGAGGAUGGAGACAGUGGAGCGUCUGAGGAGGAGAAGGAGGAGGAGGAGGAUGAUGAUGACGAUGAUGAUGAUGAAGACCCAGAUGAUGCUGGUGGCAGCAGUGAGAUCCAGACCAGAGACGACAUUAAAAAAGAACUCUCCAACAUGUCGUUUGAGGACAUCAUGAAGCUGCAGAACAAAGUGGGAACCAAAGUUUACAACGAGGUGGCGUACGGCAGCGACAAGAGUCAAAGGACGGGCAAAAAGAAACGCCUCAACAAGAACAGGCCGAUGGAGAUUUCAGCCAAGAAACCAGCUCCGUUCCUCCGUCAGGUCGUCUCCGUCAGGAAACCGACGCUGAGAGACCCUCGAUUUGACGACCUGUCUGGAGAAUACAAACCUGAGAUUUUUGAGAAGACGUAUAAAUUCAUCAAUGACAUCAGACACAGAGAGAAAGAGAUCGUCCAGAAGCAGCUGAAGAAGACGAAGAAGAACAACCAGAGGAAGGAGAAACUGCAGUUCCUUCUGAAGAGGAUGGAGAACCAGGAGCGAGCCAGGCAGAGCCGAGAGCAGCAGCGAGACAGAGAGCUGCAGUUCAAGAGGCAGCAGAGAGAACGAGCCAAUCAGGGCACCCGACCGUUCUUCCUCAAAAACUCCGAGAAGAAGAAGCUGCUGCUGGCUGAAAAAUACCAGGAGCUGAAGAAGAGCGGCAAACUGGAGAACUUCCUGAGCAAGAAGAGGAAGAGGAACGCCGGGAAGGACCGCAGGAAGCUGCCGCGACAGCUGCAGAACAAGAACGCUCAGUGACACAAAGAAAAAACGCGUGAAGAAGAAGUCGCUCAGCAGCUGGAGGGAGAUAAAAAAAAGACUAAUGACUCGUCUCAGCCUGCUGGAGGAGGAUCCUGGAGAAUGUCUUUGAUGUGUUCAAUGAUGCUCGGAUAUCUGAACAUUCAAAAGCAUCGGAAGUUCAUUGUCGACCUUGAGAAGGGACACUUUUCUUUUUCAGGGACUUUCACCUCGUCUCUUUUUCAUUUCACAUUUUGUCUGUUCCGAUGGUCUCUAUGUCACAUUAGGUGACUGUGGAGUCAUAAAUCUUGCUGUGACUUGACCGACAGACGCGACAGACCACAUGAUGGUCCACACCAAUCAUGACUGGUCAUCUUGCACGACGUGUGUAUGAUGUCAUCAGAUUAUUCUUGUCCUAUUUUCAUUAUUUUCAUUAUGAUUUUAGUCCCUGUGUCUGGUCAUGUGCCAGCUGAACUGUAAUAAAAAGUGUCACGGUGUGCUAACAUGAAA
Epinephelus moara (kelp grouper) is the source of this 1683-nucleotide messenger RNA. It is a transcript of the gene rrp36, whose product is annotated as ribosomal RNA processing 36. The transcript is spliced from 8 exons. Lineage: Eukaryota; Metazoa; Chordata; Actinopteri; Perciformes; Serranidae. Gene Ontology annotation, cellular component: nucleolus; 90S preribosome. The record is from RefSeq and is a predicted model, not a curated record. Gene Ontology annotation, biological process: maturation of SSU-rRNA from tricistronic rRNA transcript (SSU-rRNA, 5.8S rRNA, LSU-rRNA). Bases 154 to 1194 code for a protein of 346 amino acids.